CGAUUCCUCCGCUUUUCCUUUUUCAAAAUCGCCCUUUCCUCGUGCGCGUGUCGACUCCUUCCUGCUCGCCGCCGGGUCUGGGCUGGGUGACGCUGCCUCGGAUGAGGCCGCGCUGACCGGAGCCGUAGCCGGACCACCCGCCCACCCAUGGCGCGCCCGCAGCGCGUGUAUGAGGCUUGGAAAGGGAACAAUAAAUUCUUCUUUGGUGGGAGGCUCAUAUUCGGACCUGACGCCAAGUCACUGAUCCUGUCUGUUUCGCUCAUUGUGGCCCCGGUAUUGGUCUUCUGCGGAUUCGUUGCUCGGCAUCUUCGCCACCACUUCCCGGCUUACAAUGCUGGAUAUGCGAUUCCUGCGGUAGCUGUAGUGUUUAUGAUUUAUGUGCUAGUCCUGCUCUUGAUUACAUCAGCGCAGGAUCCUGGGAUCGUUCCCCGCGCAGCCCACCCGCCGGAGGAUGAGUUUUCUUAUGGCAACGCUUUGUCUGGGGGCACGCCUGGGAGGCUACAAUUCCCCCGUGUAAAGGAAGUACUGGUUAAUGGGAUGCCUGUGAAAGUGAAGUAUUGUGACACCUGCAUGAUUUAUCGGCCUCCUCGAUGCUCACACUGUUCGAUAUGCAACAAUUGUGUAGAGCGCUUUGACCAUCAUUGCCCCUGGGUUGGACAAUGCAUUGGGCAGCGCAAUUACCGGUACUUUUUCAUGUUUGUUUCUUCCUCGACUCUUCUCUGCAUUUAUGUAUUUGCAAUGUCAGCCUUGUACAUCAAGUUUCUCAUGGAUGAGGAUUAUCCAACAGUAUGGAAGGCUUUCAAACACUCUCCCGCUUCUUUGGGGCUUCUGAUAUAUUGUUUCAUUGCUCUCUGGUUUGUUGGUGGACUCACUGGAUUUCAUUUGUACCUCAUUAGCACCAACCAGACCACGUACGAGAAUUUCCGAUACAGAUCAGACAGCAGGCCUAACAUCUAUAGCCAAGGAUGUCUGAAUAACUUUCUACAAGUCUUCUGCAGCAAGACAAAACCUUCUAAACACAAGUUCCGGGCCUACGCGCAAGAGGAAGUGCGGCCUCCAACGGUUAGCUUCGGCAGGGAGGUCGAUGAGGAACCGGUCGGCGGGCCUCGGCCGAAAGUUGAGGACGAUCUUGAAAUUGGUACCGAUCUUCUGAAGAUCUCUCAGCGGCGCAACUACGAGGACGUCGAUGCAGAAACGGGAGGCCGUCGCAGUCGCAGCAGCGAGGUGGAAGGCACGGCCAGUGCCAGACCUGCUGUGGCGUGCUCGGAGUCCCAGAUCCCUGCGGUCGGGGGUACUGACGUGAGGGUGCGGCACUCGAGCUGGGACCGGCGAAGCGGGAACUGGGACAUGUCGGCUGUGCUUACGAGGAGCGCGUCAGAUGUGAUUGGACGUAGCAGCGUGUUCGCCGCGGACGCUGCACGUCCAUCUCUAGAAGAGACUCGCUAGCGAACUGUGUCUGUGCAUCCAGGAAACAUGUGCGAGCGGUUCGGAUAGCGAGGCCAUUUGACUCGUGGUGGUGGUGACACACACCCAGGUGUUUUGGCUUUGGCUGCCUUGAUUGGGUUUUUGUUACCGACCCUUGUCAGUUGUCAUGUAUGGACAGUUAUUUUUAGUCAGAGAAUCUGCCCCCAUUGUUGCCGGCAUGUUCGUGUGCCUGUAAAUUGCAAAUGCAGGAUCCUCAUCAACUUCAAUUCUUAUUGGGCUGUUUCUUUGAG
Messenger RNA from Zea mays, 1715 nucleotides. RefSeq lists its product as uncharacterized. The record is from RefSeq and is marked validated. Gene Ontology annotation, cellular component: endoplasmic reticulum; Golgi apparatus. The transcript has 5 exons. Gene Ontology annotation, molecular function: protein-cysteine S-palmitoyltransferase activity. Gene Ontology annotation, biological process: protein targeting to membrane; peptidyl-L-cysteine S-palmitoylation. NCBI's taxonomy places the organism in Eukaryota, Viridiplantae, Streptophyta, Magnoliopsida, Poales, Poaceae. Bases 148 to 1446 code for a protein of 432 amino acids.